CGUAGACGUCUGUGGGUGCAAUUUGUGGAGACCAACGGUUUUGCUGUUCGUCCACAGUCUGUGCUCUGUUCGAGGCAUUUCAUUCCACACGUCGACUUCUUCCCAGGGGCCAAUCGACGCCGUUUAAUCAGAACAGCCGUGCCGUCAAUAGCAGUCGAACAGCAGCAUGAGGCACCUGACGGUGAACAAGCAGUUCACGAAGAAAUUGACAACGCCGAUGAACAAGGCGGCGCGGAAAUCGUUGAGGUCCAAAUGGAUUUCAAUGAAGUGCAAAUCGUCGAGGACAAUGUGGAAAUUGUCGAGGUCUAGGUGGAAGUUGUCGAAGUCCAGAUGGAAGACGACAAUGUGGAAGUUGUCGAAGUCCAGAUUGAAGACGACAAUGUGGAAGUUGUCGAAGUCCAGAUUGAAGACGACAAUGUGGAAGUUGUCGAGUUCCAGAUGGAUGACGUCAUAGUCGUUGAUGUUCUGCUGGCCGACGCGCGGGCAGAACUUGAAUUCGCAGACAUCUUCGACCAUUUACCUCCGGACGUCGACGAAGAGUUCGAGCCUAUUCCACUGGGUGUUCCUGUGGCGGCAGAACGUUUGCCAAUGAGAGACCGUCCGGCAGGUGUUCAACACCCACUCCCGGACCAACACAACAUAGGUGCUUUGGACGCGGUUUGCCGAGAAUGCAACGCCCGUCACUUCCACUGCGAGCGCGCAUCUAGAGGUCACUUCUCUACGUGCUGUAACAACGGUCAAGUGACCGCCACAGGACAGCGCGUUCUGCUGCCAGCACCUGUGCGUUUAACUAAUUUGUUGAUUGAUGAUUCACAGGAAGGUACCAACUUUCGAAGGGAGACUCGCCGGUACAACAACUCACUGGCGUUCGCAGCGUUCUCCAGCGACCUCAACCCCAGACGGUUGCCGGGUCGGGGACCAAGCGUGUACACUGUCCACGGACAAGUGUACCGCAGGGUCAACAAUGACGUCGUCGGCAACGAACACAGGCCACCGAGCUACUGUGAGUUGUACUUUGUCAACUCCGCCGAGGCCAACCAGUCCCGAAUGCGACAACAGGAUGUCGCAGACCGUCUUUUGGCAGGUUUGCUUGCAGACCUGGACCAAAUGCUUCGGGAGAUCAACCCGUAUGCUCAGGCUUUUAGGAACAUGAGCAGGUUGUGGUUGGAGGAACAAGAAAGAGCCAAUGCCAACUAUCCGGGAGUUUGUGUGUUAUCGUAUGGCAAUUCGAUAUACAGGAAACAACGAUACUGAUCACGGAGGCAUAAGUUUAAUACACGGUGGUGGUUUUUUAUUGCAGCAGUACGUGUGCGACCAGUAUGUUCGGAUGGAAUCGA
Molecule: messenger RNA, 1337 nt
Organism: Rhopalosiphum padi (bird cherry-oat aphid)
Lineage: Eukaryota; Metazoa; Arthropoda; Insecta; Hemiptera; Aphididae
Exons: 4
Coding region: 331-1254 (307 amino acids)
Source: RefSeq, a predicted model, not a curated record